AAUGCUGUAAAGUGUUAAUUUUUGUGUUAAAUUGAUUUUGUCUCAUUAAAUUUUUUUAUUUCACAAAUUCUUUUGAGUUUUUUAACUCACAUCUUUAUUUAUUAUGGAGAAGAAAAAUGAAAAAGAAGCUAAAACUGUAACACCAAAAGAUGUGUCGUUUGCCGACAAUGAAGAAACUUUCUUCGAUUUGCGAACCAAACGAGGUCAAUUUCUGUUCUUCGUCGUAACUGUGUUGGCGGCAUCUCUCAUGGCGUUAGUUUCAAAAGAGGAAUUGCGAAAAUUUUUGCUGUAUGAAGAGAUUCGUAAAAACUCAUCUUGCGUAUCAAAUGUCGUUGUGCCUUCUAUCAACUCUCCCAAGUACUUUAUGUGGCAACGGAAUAUCGAACGGAUCGAUAAUGGGCAUUUGAAACACGUUGUUGCCGUAUUUGAAAGACUCGGAUUCACGCGAGUUUACAACGAAACAGAUCCAUGGGAUGUUUUAUGGGCACACGAUUAUCCAUUCACGGCUCUCGGAAGUAUAUUGAGAAAUCUUGAGUCAUAUCGACGCGUAAAUCAUAUACCUGCAACAGGUUUUGUCACGAACAAAGUUGAUUUGGCUGUAUCAGAUCCGGAAAAUAAAUUCAUUCCAAAGGCAUUUCAAUUGCCGAAAGACGAAGCAACUUUUCGUGAAUAUGCGAAACAGAAUCCGACUAAAAUGUUCGUGCAAAAGGGCAAUAAGCAUCGAGAUAUUUACAUCAGGAGCGUCGAUGAGAUCGACUAUAAGAAUGAAGAGACAUUUAUUCAAGAAUAUGUUGAUAAUCCCUUUUUGGUUGACGGACACAAAUUCGAUAUCGGCAUUUAUGUGAUCAUAACUUCUCUCAAUCCAUUGCGAAUUUACAUGUACAAUGGAGAUAUUUUGUUCCGUUACUGCCCUGUAAAGUACAAUCCGUUUGAUCCGAAAAACAUCGACAAAUAUGUCGUUGGAGAUGAUUAUUUACCAACUUGGCAAAUUCCUGCGUUGCAAAAAUAUUAUAAGGAUCAAGGAUUUGGAAUGCGAGAUAGUUUUGAUGCUUACGUGCGCAGUCAAGGAAAAGAUCCGAAAAUCAUUUGGAGUCGUGCCGAAGAAGCAAUUCGAUCAGUUCUCGUCAAAGCAGAAUCUCAAAUUCUUCCGUUUUUGCAAAAUUAUCAAUAUCGUUCGAGUUUCUUUGAAAUGAUCCGUUUUGACCUGAUUAUCGAUGACGAUUUGAAUGUGUACAUCAUGGAAGCAAAUAUGUCGCCAAAUCUCUCUUCGGAUCAUUUCAAACCAAAUGCUUUGUUGUACGAACAAGUUCUUUACAACGUUUUUGGUCUUGUAGGCAUCGGAUCAAGAGUUCAACGAGAUUCGUUCAAGCGAAGAGAAACUGCAACAGAACACAUGCAAUCUGCCAACAAGAAUGUCGUAGUUUUUCCCGAAAUAUGCAGCGAAGCUCCGUGUAUUGAGUCUUGUGCAGCAGAAAAAUGUCAACUCUGCAUGUCGUGUCUUAAUUCGUAUCAACUUUUUGAUUUGCACGCCGCUUACAGAGAACACGUCAAUCGAGGCGAGACAAAAAGAGUUUUCCCUCCGGAGAUAAAUGAUCCCGAAAAGUUCGAUGAGAACGAAAUUCGUCAUUUAUCUGCGAAAAAUCAAAUGAUGAUCAAAUGGUUUGUGGGAAAAUGCAAAGUAAAUAGAAGUUGGUGUGUGUAACUCUCGAAAUAUUUAAUAUUCCAUCCGUAAUUUUAGUAACCAAUGUAUAAAAUUAGUUAACGUUUUU
Molecule: messenger RNA, 1769 nt
Organism: Culicoides brevitarsis
Lineage: Eukaryota; Metazoa; Arthropoda; Insecta; Diptera; Ceratopogonidae
Gene: TTLL15
Product: probable tubulin polyglutamylase ttll-15
Exons: 2
Coding region: 104-1702 (532 amino acids)
Biological process (GO): protein modification process
Source: RefSeq, a predicted model, not a curated record